Molecule: messenger RNA, 1077 nt
Organism: Stereum hirsutum FP-91666 SS1
Lineage: Eukaryota; Fungi; Basidiomycota; Agaricomycetes; Russulales; Stereaceae
Exons: 3
Coding region: 21-893 (290 amino acids)
Source: RefSeq, a predicted model, not a curated record
CGGCUACUUUGGCUAAAACCAUGGAUUCUCCUAUGACAGUGGAGGGUUGUUUUAAACCACCAGGCGCGUCGAAAGUUAUCGAACCAGCUUCCACUCCCGAGUGGCCGGGGCAAGUUACGCUCGAUGCGUUCUAUAUGUCUUCUGAAGACAUGAUUAUCGGCGGUGCCGACCCCAACUCGACUGGUGGUCGUGGGCUAAUCCUCACUAGUUGUUACCUUCGGCCAGAUCUCUCCAUCUUCUGGAAGAUGCAUGAUUUUGUUAAGUCCAAUCACUUUGAAUUCGUCGUCGGCUUCGAGUACGACCAGGCGGGCACGCUUCCGGACUUUGUCUCGCGUCAGAUCGCUGCAUUCUCCUCCAUCCUCUCCUCUCGCCCUUGUUCGGGUAUCUGGCAGGCCUUCGUCUCAUCCUUUGGGUCCCGCUCUGUGCAUGUUCUCGGAAGAUUCUCUCCGGUCAUUAUCCUUCGCGACCCAACGAGAUCUAUCACCUCUUUCGUCAUUUGUUUCUCUCAGUUGGGCGAUGCCUGGGGCCUGCCGAAUCGCUACAAGUGCCCUGAAUGUGCCGCCACUAGUCCAGUUCUUCAAGCGACCACAGACGCCCUUAACAUCACACAUUUUGCCUGCACGAGGUGCUACUGGGGUAUCGGUCUGAGCAGCAAGAUGCCUAUUAUACCUCCACCAACGUGCCUGAUGAAGAUCGCAACGGACACGUUCUUAUACUCGUAUCCUGUGAAGAGGGAGCUGAGCGACUACGUUGGUAGGAAGUUUAGGGAGUGGCGUUCGGGAGGCGAAGGCAAGCAGGUUUGGAAGGAUUGGUUGGAUACGGACAGGGGAAGAGCGCAUCUCCGGAUUGUGGCAUCGCUCGAGAAAGGUGUGAUGUUUCCGAGAUUCGACUAGGAGGCGUUGGAGAGGUCGGAUCUGUUGUGGUCGAAGAGGGUCAGGCCUUGAUCGGGUGGCGAGUUGAGGCGAGGCGAGGCGAUGAUCGUCAUGGUUCCGUAGAGCAUCAAUUUCUUCUGUACAUUUGUACUUCACCAUCUGUAUUGUGGACUUCCUGUACAACUGUAUCAAAUAUGUAGGUUAC